AUGCCCGACAAAGAUGCUGGUACUCCAAGGGUCUUCCUUGUACGCCAUGGGGAAACUGAGUGGACAAUCUCUGGGCGCUACACUGGCCGCAGUGAUAUCCCGUUGACUCCGAAUGGCGAACUUCAAAUCUCCUCGUCUGCAAGGAAGGUCGUAGGAGCCGGGAAGAUUAUUGAUCCGUCGAGAGUAGCCCGCGUGUUCAUCAGUCCUCGAACACGAGCACGGCGAACAUACGAGUUGCUGUUUGAUAAUGCCUCGAAGGAAAUCCUUGAAGGGAAAUCUGAAAUUACCGAGGACAUUCGGGAGUGGGAAUAUGGCGCGUACGAAGGCCUUUUGACUGCUCAGAUCAGAGCAGGUCGAAAAGAGCGAGGUCUGGACACAGACAGGCCUUGGAAUAUAUGGACGGAUGGCUGCGAGGAUGGAGAAUCAGCCAAGGAAGUGUCGAGCCGUCUUGAUCAAAUCAUAGCUAAGAUCAGGGAGAUCCAGGGACCAUAUAUGCAUGGUGAAAAAGGUGUCGAUGUGGUUCUGAUUGCGCAUGGACAUAUACUGAGAGCAUUUGCGAAACGUUGGAUUGGGUUCGAGCUCGGAAUGAGACUGCCAAUGAUGCUGGAACCUGGGGCUGUAGGUGUGUUGAGUUAUGAGCAUCAUAGAAUUGACGAGCCUGCUAUAUUACUCGGUGUGAAUUUGGGUGAGAGCGAAUCCGGCUCGAAGGAGUAA
Amorphotheca resinae ATCC 22711 is the source of this 714-nucleotide messenger RNA. RefSeq lists its product as hypothetical. The transcript is spliced from 2 exons. Bases 1 to 714 code for a protein of 237 amino acids. Lineage: Eukaryota; Fungi; Ascomycota; Leotiomycetes; Helotiales; Amorphothecaceae. The record is from RefSeq and is a predicted model, not a curated record. Gene Ontology annotation, biological process: ribose phosphate biosynthetic process. Gene Ontology annotation, molecular function: sedoheptulose-bisphosphatase activity.